Acytostelium subglobosum LB1 is the source of this 1242-nucleotide messenger RNA. RefSeq lists its product as hypothetical. Gene Ontology annotation, molecular function: protein binding. The annotation marks the transcript as partial. The record is from RefSeq and is a predicted model, not a curated record. Lineage: Eukaryota; Evosea; Eumycetozoa; Acytosteliales; Acytosteliaceae. The transcript is spliced from 5 exons.
AUGAGUAGUUACACAUCAGACGACGUAGAUAUAUCUGCGCCAAACGAUAUAUCUUUCGAAACAAACUUAUUCUCUGUCAACUUCCAUCCGACUGAGGACUUGGUAGUAGUGUCCGAUGCAGAGGGAAGAGUUAAAUUAUAUAGAUAUGGAUUGGAGCAGAAUGAGAACCUGCUCUCACUUAGGCCACAUACUUCAGGUUGCAGAGAAGCUUGUUUCUCAACAGAUGGCAAAUAUAUAUUCACAGCAUCGUCUGACCGCUCAUUAAAGGUGAUCGACGUUCAUACUGGAGCCACAAUGUACACAAGAGAGGAGGCUCAUGAUGACCCAAUCAAUAGUUUGAUUAGUAAGGAGUUUAUGGUAUUCACAGGUGAUGAUGAGGGAAGAGUAAAGGUUUGGGACAUGAGACAACAGAGUAUCGUCUGCGAGUUCCAGGAACAUGCCGACUACAUCUCUGAUAUCAUCACAAUGGACGACAGACAUGUUGUUGCCACCUCUGGCGAUGGAGGUCUCUCCAUCUACAACUUUGUCAGGCGUUCACUAGAUGACAUCUCUGAGAAGUCAGACAAUGAGUUGCUCUCAGUAGUCGCACUUGAGAAGGAUAGCACUUUGGUAUGUGGUACACAGGAUGGAACUAUACUGAUAUAUGAUUCACAGAACUUGGAGAAGCCAAAGAAGUUUGUUGGACAUCCACAGUCGGUGGAUUCGCUGGUCAAGGUCAGCGAGAAUACAUUCCUGUCUGGCUCAAGCGAUGGAAUUAUUCGUUAUGUUGGCACCAAGCCCAGGAAGCUGCUGGGCGUCAUUGGCGAGCAUUCCAACUUCCCCGUGGAGCGCAUUGCCAUCACCCGCGACAACAAGUAUCUGGGCAGUAUCUCGCACGACCUCUCACUCAAGUUCUGGAACGUCGUCAAUCUGUAUGAGGACGUCGAUGACUCGGACGCUGAGGAGCAGGCUGAGGAGGAGGAGAUGGAGGAUUCGGAUGAGAUCGACGGCGAGGAGCAGGUCGACGAAGAGUUGAGCGAUGACAGUGAUGAUAUGAUGGAUGAUAGUGAUGACGAUAUCAACAAUAAUAACAAUAACAAUGAUGAUGAUUCGGACGAUGAUGACGAUGACACAUCAUCAGACGAGGACAUUAAGAAGAAGAAGCAGUAUAAGUCCAAAGCGGCCAAGAAGAAGGAGGCCAAGAAAGCAUGGACCAACCUGCCAAAUAAAGAGAGCAAGAAGACCACUCGUCGGAAGAACUUC